This is a messenger RNA of Magallana angulata, 1006 nucleotides long. RefSeq lists its product as uncharacterized. The record is from RefSeq and is a predicted model, not a curated record. Bases 1 to 621 code for a protein of 206 amino acids. NCBI's taxonomy places the organism in Eukaryota, Metazoa, Mollusca, Bivalvia, Ostreida, Ostreidae. The transcript is spliced from 4 exons.
AUGAACCUCCUUACGGUGGCUUGUGUUAUUCUGAGUCUGUCUUUUGGUCUGGAGGCCAGAUAUAGUAAUCAAUACAGACCUGGUGGACCAGUCACGCCGAUUAUUGAGCCUAUCACUGUGGACCCAAUCAACCUCGGACCAUUUCCCCCCAACCCCCCUUCCACUCUCACCUGUCAAUAUGGUCAUCAGAUAGAUCAACAAGGGCGAUGUACCAAUUUCAAUAGCUAUCAACAGUGCCCAGCGGGCUUCUUCUGUAACUUCGGGCCCGCUGACGAGCCCGGGCCUUGUUGUCUAAGAAACAACCCGUGCACUUCAGGUGUUCCCUUACAGCUUGGGGGUGAUGCUGUGAAUUGUGGCAACGGCAGAUGUCCCACUGGGUACAGGUGUUCAACUGGAUCGAGUUAUGCCGUUUGUUGUCCAGAUACCUACCCAGGCCCCUCUCCCCCCGUUGACCCUGUGGGGCCCUGCCCCAAUGUAUUCUGUCCCGCUGUUAUCAUUCCUCCAGAGUGCAGAAAGGAGACCUUUAUAUAUAACAACGGUCGAAAAUGUCAGGGUUGUCCUCAAAACAUCUGCCCGGUGGACAAUGGACCUCCGCCCGGGAACGGAGGAUAUGUGGCUUAAAGAGUUCAGUCGUUCUAAUAAAUAUAUUGCUAUGAUUAUGCGUGUUUUGUUGAUAUUUUUCUGCUAGGGAACUCUUCUUAGAUUUAAUCUUUGUAAUUCAGAUCUAUGUUGAUAUCUAUUUAUUUAUCAAUUUUUGACGGAGUGGGAAUUUUGCAAGAGACUAUAUAGUAUAAUGAUGGCAUAGAUUCUAAUCUAUGAAUAUAGACUUAUAUAGAAAACGUCACAAAAAUGGAUUAUGAGAUUGAAGAAAAACACCUUCUACUUUAUUUUUCCAUAUAUUGAAUGCUGAAUAGAAUUUUUUUUUUAAUGUUAUCUUCUUUAAAAAAAGACACAAUAUUAUCUUGAAACAGAAUGUUUAUAGUAAACAGGUAUUUAACAUAAUAUU